Molecule: messenger RNA, 1743 nt
Organism: Haplochromis burtoni (Burton's mouthbrooder)
Lineage: Eukaryota; Metazoa; Chordata; Actinopteri; Cichliformes; Cichlidae
Product: macrophage mannose receptor 1
Exons: 5
Coding region: 120-974 (284 amino acids)
Source: RefSeq, a predicted model, not a curated record
UGUGUUCAGGCUCCUCAUAUGUUAAGCGUCAGUACCAUUUUGUUUAUGACUGGAAGAACUGGACUGAUGCUCUGAGUUACUGCAGAGAGAGAUACACAGACCUGGCCACCAUAGAAAACAUGGAGGAUGUGAGGAUCCUGCAGAGCAUGGCAGACUCAAGUAAAAUGAACUACGCAAAAUACCCAAAUCGAGCUUGGAUUGGACUGUACGAUGAUAUGAACAGCUGGAGAUGGUCAAUGUCAAACACAGAUUUAUACAAAAACAGUGUGGCUUUCAGAAAUUGGGAGCCUGGACAACCAGACAAUUGGAUGAGCAAAGAACACUGUACUGGGUUAAGGUGGACUGGCUCAUGGACUGAUGAAAACUGUAACAAUACAUUUAAAGCACUCUGCUCUGACAUCAGAGGACUGAAUGUGACAUUUGUCUUCAUCAACAAAUUGAUGACAUGGAUGGAGGCCCAGAGCUACUGCAGAGCUAAUUAUACAGACCUGGCCAGCGUGAGAAACAUGUCAGAGAACCAGAAGGCAAAGGAGUUGGUACCUGCAGGGCAAUCCGCCUGGAUUGGCCUUUUCAGAGACUCCUGGAAGUGGACGGAUGGAAUUAACUCCUCGUUUAGAUACUGGAAUACAUAUGAACCCAGUAAUGUUGUCAAAAAUGAAUUUUGUGUCGCAGCAAACUUUGGAUCUACUGGAAAAUGGGAGGACUGGAACUGUGACCGGGAGACAGCAUUUGUUUGCUACAGUGAGCCGGCUUACAAGCAAGUGGUGAGACUGAGAAUGGGGAAAAACAACAAUCAGGAUCUGAAUGACCCCACAGUGAUGGAAGCCAUGCUGGAACAGUUCAAACAGAAGCUGAAGAACAAGGACGUAAAAGGAGACAUCAGACUGAGCUGGAGGAAGCAGUCGGACGGGGAGGUCUUCCUCAGGGAUGAAAAGCAAACCAAGAAGAACACGACCUGUAAAAAUGACUUUUAAAUGUUGAUCAGGGCUUGUGUGUGGUUUGGUGUUGGGUUUUUUCAUAGAGCACAUUAUAGUAAUAAACGUGUUGGUGUUCUGGUUUUACUGUUAUUCUGCAUUUAGGAGUUUGAUUUGUUUGUGUGUUUCUGGAUUCAUCUUUAUUCUGGUAGAUUGUAGUAGUAAAGUUUAUUUAUUAGGACUUCACUGAGACUUAAGUUUUGUUUUCAUGUUAUGGUUAUUGAUGCGUUUAAGUUCCUGUGUUCUGGUUUAUGUCUGUAAGUAGGAGUUCAAGGUUUCUUUCAUGUAUCUGUGACUGUUCCUCUCGUGUCUGUGUAAAUAUCUCAGCACUUCGCUGUUCUCUACUCGGGCAUCUUAUCGAGGCCACGUCCACACUAAUACAUUUUCGUUUAAAAGCGCAUCUUUUCCCCUCUGUUUUGGCCUUCUGUCCACACUGAGACGGCGUUUUCAGUGUGGAUGAACAACUGUUCAGAAACGAUUGAAAACGAUAGAGUGGACGCCGAGCGUUUUCAGACGCCCAUUUUCAAAUGUAUCCAGAUUAGUGUAGACGUAGCCUAAGUGUCAGUAUUCAGUCUGUGUUACUUCUGUGGUUUAUUUCCUGUUUAAAAUUGAAAGUUGAUUUUUUUUUUUCAUGUUUCAUGUUAGUUUUACUUCCCGCUGUUUGGUUAGUCUGACUGUAUUCAAAGUCAGCUUUACUGUCAAAAUCAUGCGAACUGCAAAGCUUCCACGGCCCUCCGUGUAAACUAAAACAAUAUUGAGAUAAAAAUAA